Molecule: messenger RNA, 879 nt
Organism: Zophobas morio
Lineage: Eukaryota; Metazoa; Arthropoda; Insecta; Coleoptera; Tenebrionidae
Product: mitochondrial carnitine/acylcarnitine carrier protein-like
Exons: 2
Coding region: 1-879 (292 amino acids)
Biological process (GO): transmembrane transport
Molecular function (GO): transmembrane transporter activity
Source: RefSeq, a predicted model, not a curated record
AUGUCUUCACAUUUUAACGAAUUACUUGCUGGUGGAAUUGCUGGUGGAGCUGGAAUUAUCAUAGGACAACCUCUUGACACCGUUAAGGUUCGCUUACAAGCAGAAAAGGGUUACAAUGGCAUAGUAAAUUGUUUAAAGAAAACUAUCUCGAAUGAAGGCGUUUCGGGUUUAUUUAGAGGCUUGCUUCCCCCCUUGCUUGGCGCAACUUGUGUUAAUGCUGUCUUGUUUUAUUCAUAUGCUUUAUCGGAGAAAUUUUUACAUGAAUUUCAGGAAGACCGACUUCCUCUCUCUUCUUCGAAGUCAGCCUUUCAACGAGAAGAUUGGAAAGUUUUUCUUUCAGGUUCAGUUGCUGGAGCAUCCUCAGUUAUUGUUACAACUCCUAUUGAGCUUCUUAAAUGUAAAUUACAAGUUGAGCACUCCGUUCAUUCAAAUCACGAAGUAAUAUUCUUAAUGAAGAAGAUAUAUAAUAGAUAUGGUCUACUACAUGGUUUUUUUCAUGGCGCUACAGUCACUCUGUUACGCGAUUUCCCUUCUUUCGGAAUUUAUUACUGGUGUUACUAUAAAGUUAAGAAUAUUGCUCUACAACUUUCUAAUUCAGACCAACCAAAAUCUUCACAUCUUCUUACAGCAGGUGCUAUAGCUGGAGCAUUCAGCUGGGUGUCAUGUUACCCUGUGGACGUGCUGAAGACACGAAUUCAAGUUUUAGAUCGCCUACAAAGCGACUGCCGACUGUUGGAAGUGGCCAAAUCAAUUUAUAAGAAUGAGGGAAUAAGCCCGUUUUAUAGGGGUUUGGGUGCCACGGUUAUUAGAGGAGCCCCCGUCAGUGCUGUCACCUUCCUCGUUUAUGAGCAAUUACUACAGCUAUUAAAAUGUAGCUAA